GUCUAUACGUGUGUCUGUGUCUCUACGUGCCCCCUCCCAGGCCAGGAGGAGCAGCUGAUCCCCUACAGCCUGGUGCAGGCGGGGGCGUUCAAUACCUGUCCUCCAGAACCCAUCCCGGCCACCGAGAGGUGCCAGAAACACGUGUUUAUGCUGAACCCCUCGAUUCCAGACGACUCUCUGGGCAUCAGGCUGCAGUCCAUACAAGACAUCGUCAGCCAGGAUAAGCACUGUCUGCUGGAGCUCAGCCUGGCCAAUGUGCAGGGCCUGCUGAAGCAGGGAGUGUACCCAAUCGUCAUCCACAUCCAGCCCAAGAACAAGAAGUACGGGAGACUGAAGUAUGCAUCGCUGCCUCAGUCGCCUCACGCCAACCCUGACUCUAACUCUGACCCUAAACAUAUCAGAACACAAUGUCAUCGUUAAUGAGACAAACUUAACUGUUUAGACAUUCUGUGCAAGUCAGACGAUUUGAGGUUGAAACCGUGGAAGUUUAGUGUAGCGUUUAGGAUCUUUGAAUUGUUUGGUUUUUACCACAAUGUCUGCAGUCGACCUAUAGCCAACUUUGAGCAAGAUGUUUCCACUUUACCUGCUGUG
Molecule: messenger RNA, 591 nt
Organism: Gadus morhua (Atlantic cod)
Lineage: Eukaryota; Metazoa; Chordata; Actinopteri; Gadiformes; Gadidae
Product: caspase recruitment domain-containing protein 10
Exons: 3
Coding region: 148-420 (90 amino acids)
Source: RefSeq, a predicted model, not a curated record